AUGGAGCGUCGCAGGCGAGCUCUGAUCAUCCUGUUCCUAUUCCUCGUGGAGUCAGCUCUCCUUCCAGCACAAUGCCAGGUGCUGAGAACCAAUCACCCUCCGCCCUUCAACUUCAGCAGCGGUAUCGUGCGGCUUAUCAUCAAAUCGUACACCGAUGAGCUGAUCCGGGACCUGGGCGACAGUCCCGCGCUGCGACUGAGCGAGUCGCAGGCCGAGUUCGUGCGCCAGCGGCUGGGUCGCCUCUACGAGCACGUGCGCCGCCACCCGGCUCUCCACCAGCGCUACCUGUGGGUGGGACGGGACAGGCCACAGGCCAGCCCCGACGAGCCACUUGCCGGAUACGAGCCCCCUUCGACGGUGAGCAAGCGUGGAGACAGCGGCAGCCGACAGCAACGGUCCUCGCCCCCACGGAUGCCCCAGGGCGGCGAGCGUGGCAGCGUGCGGGGCGUGAAGAGGACCCCUCCGGAGACGCCGAUAACGCCCCUGUCGGAAGAGAUAUGCCGCACGAGCACCGCCUGGGAGAGGCUCAACGAGACGGUCGACUCGUUCGGCAACGCCGUAGAGGUGGUCCAGGACGAGGCCUUUCCCCAGUGGGUCUUCUCGUACCGCUGCGCCUCGCAGGGCACGCCCUGCGUCGGCAUUGACGCCAUGUACGACAGUGAGUGCACGGAGCGUUCGGGCUUCAUGAUCCUGUACCACCGAAAGAGUGGCUCCGCCAACGACAGCCUGCCAUCGUGGGGCGCCGUUGAGGUGCCGCAUCACUGCACCUGCAAGAUCACUCCCAAGGUCAUCACCGAGUCUUGAGCCGUCCAUGCGACCCACCCGAAGCUGAGUGGAAACGAGGAUUUUCAACAGUGAAGCGUAGCAAGCUUCCGGGAGGCGCACACAACAAGACAACAGUGAAGACUGCAGACAAAAAAGCUAACAACGCUGGCAAAUAAAAAUAAAAAAAAGUCGGGUGCUGAAGAAAGCGCCACUUCCGGUUUCGUCCGGUGUAAGCACA
Messenger RNA from Dermacentor silvarum, 1003 nucleotides. RefSeq lists its product as uncharacterized. The transcript has 6 exons. The coding region runs from base 1 to 804 and encodes 267 amino acids. Lineage: Eukaryota; Metazoa; Arthropoda; Arachnida; Ixodida; Ixodidae. The record is from RefSeq and is a predicted model, not a curated record.